AUGGAAAAAUGGAGAAACAUUCCAUUAUCAGAGGAGGAGGAAGCAGGCAUUACAGCGGAGGCGGACGAAUCCUGUGAAGAAGAGGUGUUUCAAAGGACUCUGGCAGCAAGGCUAUGGACGGAAAGUAGCUUCAACACCAGGGCUUUUACUAAUACGAUGAUAGGAGCAUGGAAACUCAAAAAUCCGGUGGAGGUUCAGGAGCUUAGUAAGAACCUUUUUCUCUUCAGGUUUGCUACUAAGAGAGAUUUGGAAGGGGUGUUGAAGAACGGGCCUUGGAGUUUUGACCGGAAUCUGUUGGUCCUUGCUAGAGUAUCCGGCGAGGAGCAGCCAUCUGAGUUGAAUAUGCACUUCGGAACGUUCUGGAUUAGGGUGUAUGAACUCCCACUUAUGCUUCGGUCAGAAUCUAUGGCAAGGAAGUUAGGAGGUAUAUUGGGGGAUUUCGAAGAAAUGGAUCUCAAGGAGGCACAUAGAAAUGGCAGGUUCCUACGCCUGAAAGUCAAGGUGGAUCUCAAAAAGCCACUGAAAAGAGGAACAGUUAUCAGAUUCAAGGAGAAAAACCUACGAGUAUAUUUCAAAUAUGAAAGGUUGCCAACCUUUUGUUUCAUUUGUGGAAGAGUGGGCCAUCUGAUGAAAGACUGUGAAGAGAUAGGAGAUCUUAGUGAUGAAAGUUAUGAAGACUUGGAAGAGCAGGACCUCUCAUAUGGAGCUUGGUUACGAGCUUCACCUUUACCCAGAGUCCAGGAAGAGCAGAAGAAAAAAGAUUCAACCUCAAGUUCCUGCAACAGGAGCCUUUUCAACCUGUCUUCGGAACAGAGCAAAUGCGAUCCAAAAGGAAAAGGAAAAGAUAUUGAAGGAGACGAAGGGGAAGUGGAACAGAACAAAAAGAUAGAGGAGGUAGGAAGGAAGGUGGAGGUACCAAAGUUGAAAAAAGGGAGUGGUAAAGGAAGUCUAUUGGAGAUCGAGGCGAUGGCGGAAUCUCUAGGAGCGGUUGACAUCUCUAAUGUAGGACAAGGUUCGGGAAAGGAUAGUCGAGAGGGGAUGACUAAGAGAAAGAAGUGGAUAAGGAAGCAAGUAGCUAGGAAAGGGAAUCAAUCUAAGAAACUGGAAGUGGAGUGUGGGAAGAGGAAUUUGGUGGAUGUUAUGAUAGUGGAUGGGACGGUGGAGGGAGGUGGUAUGGGUGAGAAGAAAUUGAAAGGCCAGGAAACUGUUACUGUACAAGAAAUGAACAAUCCAGAGGUGGUGUUGGAGACCCAACACCGCCUAAGUCAAUGA
Molecule: messenger RNA, 1272 nt
Organism: Vicia villosa (hairy vetch)
Lineage: Eukaryota; Viridiplantae; Streptophyta; Magnoliopsida; Fabales; Fabaceae
Exons: 1
Coding region: 1-1272 (423 amino acids)
Molecular function (GO): nucleic acid binding; zinc ion binding
Source: RefSeq, a predicted model, not a curated record